GGCUUAUGGAAAACACUUAAGCUGACAUCGUCACUAGACAGAGAUGACGAACAAAAGGUUUCCAACUUUACAAGUCGAUGAUUAUCAGAAUUCCAGAAAGGGAUGAUCAUCAAAGAUGACCAAAUCUAAAGUUUAAGUCUAUUAAACUAGGUUGUGUUAAAAAGUUAAGUUCAAAACGAACGGCUAAGAUCUGUCUGAACUCAAAGAAAAGGAAACUUCUUUGUCUUUUUAUAUCGAUCUAAGAUCUAUCAAUCGAGUCAAAAUUUAGGGUUUUCGUUCCAUGAUGGAACCUGAGAAGGGCAGCCGAUGCAUCUUGGAACCGAUCCCUCUUGAUCUGAAGAAAUUGACUAGAUCGCCUGCAAAGAGCCGGCCAGGUAAGAAGCUACAUGUCUUCCUCCCUUACGAUAUGGAGGUGGAGACACUGAUUAGAUUGCCUGGAAAGUCGCUUAUGAAGUUCCUAUGCGUGUCCAAGACUUGGUCUUCCAUUAUCCGAAGCCAAAGAUUCGUCGCUUCUUACUACGCUGCCAAGCCAUCCCGUUUUGUAGUCGCUCUCACCAACGGUGUAUCUGGUGAUCCCAAGCGUCUGUUCAUCUUCACGGGAGACGGGGAGGAGGCAACUUCGUCUUCUUCUACUUAUUCAUUGGUUGCGAAUCUAGACAUGACAAUACCCUCAGUGACCUUGCCUUGCGGCGGCUACAAGUAUUCUUCCGUCCAUGGCUUUAUCGCUUGUAACGAUGUGACAACGUUCAUUGUAUGUAAUCCUAGCACGGGCCAAGUCACUACCUUUCCCUGCAAGGCAACGGGCACAUGCUUGGGAUACGAUCCUGUUGGUGAUCAAUUCAAAGCAUUGACCCAUGUGACAUCUAUCUUUGAUCAUAUGCAUAACCCUAGUUGUUUCAUGGUGCACGAGGUUAUAACACUUGGAGGAGGAGGAGGAGGACUAGUAUCUCGUAGCCGAGUUACCUCCCCGUAUUAUCGCCCUAUGACUGUGGGACUAUGCAUCAAUGGUUUCAUGUAUUAUGCUGCUUCUGUUCCAAAUCAAACAGCAGAGACUCCUCCUACUCAUGUGUUUGUGUGCUUUGAUGUUAGAAACGAGAGGAUACUAAGUUUUAUCACUACGCCUAAGGAGGUCCUGGUUUGGAAGGUUCAUACAUCAUUGAUAGAAUACAAAGGGAAGCUAGCUGUCGUUGUACCAACAAACUGUUUGAGAACUGGUUCUUCUUUCGACCGUUUUGAUCUUUGGAUACUGGAGGAUGUGACGAAACAUGAGUGGUCCAGACAAUCAUUUCAGCUUCCCUUGUCUCUUCCCUUCGCUUUUCGGAGGAGUCAGCGUAUGAUUUCCCAAGGAACCAACAAGGCCGGUGAAAUCAUUUUCUCCCCAACAUCUCUGCCAGGCCGUGCCCAGCCCUUUUAUGUUUUCUACUUCAACCCAGACACGAAGAGCACGAGAAGAGUCAGGAUCCACGGAGUCGCUGAUACUGAAGAGUUCUGGAGCCGUCAUGGACUCACAGGCAUGUGCUGCGUCUCUUUCUCGCCCCAACACGAUGAUAGUAUUGCUUUUUUAUAACUGUGUGUUUUUUUGUGUAAGAGCUUGACAAAACAAAAACUCUUUUUUUUAUCAAUAUUUAUCCAGCAAACUUGUUUUUGUUAUCUUUAGUGACUCGAAUCCGUUGAUGGUUUUUUUUUUUUUUUUUCUUGUUCCUUCUUUAUUCUUGUUUAUUCUAGUUUCACAACUCUUUACUUGUAUUGUGUAAUAUGUGCACUAGAUUUCUUUCAACUUGUCUUGCUACUGUGUUCUCUGUUUCUAUAAGGAAGACACUAUGCUUAUACGGUUGGAAAA
Messenger RNA from Brassica napus (rape), 1840 nucleotides. Its product is annotated as F-box protein At1g30790-like. NCBI's taxonomy places the organism in Eukaryota, Viridiplantae, Streptophyta, Magnoliopsida, Brassicales, Brassicaceae. Bases 281 to 1567 code for a protein of 428 amino acids. The record is from RefSeq and is a predicted model, not a curated record. Gene Ontology annotation, molecular function: protein binding. The transcript has a single exon.